Messenger RNA from Ascoidea rubescens DSM 1968, 186 nucleotides. RefSeq lists its product as uncharacterized. The transcript has a single exon. The coding region runs from base 1 to 186 and encodes 61 amino acids. Lineage: Eukaryota; Fungi; Ascomycota; Saccharomycetes; Ascoideales; Ascoideaceae. The record is from RefSeq and is a predicted model, not a curated record.
AUGUAUUUGUAUUUUUUCAGUACGGUGUCUGUUUGCUUGCAUAUAAAGCAAGUUGCACAAAAUAGAGAAGGACUGAAAAGAGAUAUUGCAUUGGGAUUUUUAAAUCCAGCAGAACACAGUUGGGUUUUCAGAAAAGAGGUGUGUCGUUUAUUAAACAUGUACCAGACAUUUGGUAACAAAAAAUAG